GAGUGCCAGCUUAGUCUCUCUUGCAGCUCGCAGACUAAAAUAAAGACCCAUCAGCUCGCUCGCCUCCCUGUCAAUUUUACCUUUUCUGCUUUUUUUCCUUUUUUAUUGUCUUUUCUUGUUGCAACAGAGCACGGGAGGCAGCAGCUCCGCUCUGAGGCUUCUCAAGGCUCAGCGCCUGCACAUACACACACACGCAACCCAGGGAGAAAACAUUUGCUCUCACCUGUUUCCAAACCCAAAGCGAACCUCACGUCCAAGCGAACUGCCAGCACUUCGAAAGAGAAGGCACCCAAGCCAGAAUCUUAAUGUAAAGGGAAGAAAUCCAAUGUACACUAGCAACUUCUCGCUAAAAAGCAAGUGGGCGCAAGGAAGAAAAGGAGCAUUUUAAGAGAAGGACACCUUAAGGAAGAAGAUUUUAGGGUUUUUUUGGAUUUCGCACCAAACUUUGGAAAAGUUUUUUUUUUCUUAAAUUAUUAUUUUGCGCAUCUUUUUCUAAGAACAUUGAGCCAUUGUUGCCUGCAUGUAAAAUCCUUUACAUACGUACAUUUUAAAAAGCAAGACAACCAAGAGGAAAAACAGCAUGUGGACCACCUAGCAGAAGGCAGUGCUGAAGCAUCCCUUGCAGCAAGGGGGACACAGACUCUGGAUGCGGAUCAUCUCGAGGGACUGCAUUUCUCUUCCACCGGGCUUAUGAGAUAGCACAGAGGCAGCCGAGUCACCGAGAAUCACUUCUGUCUCCCCUCUCCAUCACCACCACCACCUCCUCUUCCAAGGGCUCCCGCAACUCUCCCACCAGCAGCAGCCCGGCUCGGAGGGGAGAUGGGAACGCGCGGCGCCUUCGAUGCCUGAGGCCGGGCGGCUCUGCGGGAAGCGCUUCCCUCCCGGGGCUCGCCGUCCAUGUGCCCGCAGCCGGCGGGGCCUGAAGUCGGCAUGAAUUUCGGCGUGGUCUUCGCGUUCAUUCUCUCCCUGCCCCUGGCCCGCCUGGAGGGGGACCCCAUACCCGAAGACAUUUAUGAGAUUUUGGGUGACAGCUCAUUGCGCUCCAUCAGCGACCUCCAGCGCGCCCUGCGGAUAGACUCCGUAGAGCGAGAUAGCUCGAGCCUGAACCUGAGUACAACUCAGCCUGGUCAAAACCCUAUGGCCCUGUCUCGAGAGCGACGAAGCCUAGAUGCUCUGGCAGCAGCAGAGCCGGCUGUCCUUGCGGAGUGCAAGACACGGACCGUGGUCUUUGAGAUCUCCCGCAACAUGGUGGACAGCACCAAUGCCAACUUUGUGGUGUGGCCACCCUGUGUGGAGGUGCAGCGCUGCUCCGGGUGUUGCAACAACCGCAACGUGCAGUGUCGCCCCAUGCAGAUUCGUGUCCGGCACGUCCAGGUGAACAAGAUCGAAUUUAUCCAGAGGAAGCCAAAAUUCAAAAAAGUCGUUGUGCCUUUGGAGGACCAUGUGCAGUGUCGGUGUGAAGCGGUGUCCCGUCCGCCCCCCAGGAACAGCCGGCCAGUGCCACGUGAACAGAGACGCUUGUCACCGUCGUUCACCACAGCCGCUGUCUCACAGAGGCAGCGAGUACGCCGGCCGCCGGCGCAGAAGAGGAAACAUAAGAAGUACAAGCAUGUCAACGCUAAGAAAGUGCUGAAAGAAAUCCUCAUAGCAUAGAAGUGCUGGCAGGGGAGAGAGCACAAGGUUUAUUUAAUAUAUUUGCUGUAUUGCCCCCAUGGGGUCCUUGGAGUGAUAACUUUUCCUCUUUGUCCGUCUGCCUCGACGUCUGAUUCAGACGGCAAUUGGUGCUUCCCUUUCCAGCAGUGGACCUUCUCCCACCAAAGCCUCUCCCUUCUUUCAUUUAUUAGCCUAAUUUUAAAGUUUUACACACACACACAAAAGGACAAACAAGAUCUAUCUAUCUAUAUAUAUAUAUGAGAAGAGAACAAAGUACAAAUAAACCCAUGAACCCCGGCAGCCACAACAUGCGACGAGGACAGGACAAUGCCUUCCCCGCUCCAGAGGACAGGAUGGAAAAUGGGAAAAGGAAAGUGGGUCCAAUUUCUUCUGAGAGGAGGAGAAAAACACAUGGACAGAGGGCAGAAGGGGAAUGUUCUCCUUUUCCCUUGUGUUUCUGGUAAGGCUGGGGGGCCCGGCUGAGAUCAACACUUGCACUGGACCUUCAUUUUGCAAACAGGCAUAUCUCAGAUUGCGAUGAUGGAAAAUGCACUAAGGACUAUUAUCACCCUACCUGGACAGAUCUAUAUAUUUUUAACGUGCGUGUGUAUAUUUUAUUUUAAAAAAAGAGAAAAACCAAAACCACUAAGAUAUACAACAUCUCGGGGAACAGAACAAAAAAAGAACCACAAAGCAAAACAAAAGAAGCCAAAAGCAUUCCCCCCUUCCCUUUCCCCUCUGGCUCCUGGUGCUGACUGGAAGGUGUUUGGAUCAUGGGGAAGGAGCGGAUGGCAGCAGGCCCCUGCCAGGGGGACCCAUCUUUGCACAUGCUGGUGGAGAAUUCAACUUUCCAGGCUCGGACUCAAAAGUAUUUUUUAAAUUCACUCUGUAUGUGUGCGUGUGUAUAUGUGUGUGUGUGUAUAUAUAUAUACGUGUGCGUGCAUGUGUGUGUAUGUGUAUUUAUACAUACAUAUAUAAAUAUAUAUAUAUAUGUUCUUAAGCGGAUUUCAUUCCCUAGCGGCAGGAAGCUCAGAGGCACGUGCAGCAGCUUGGCUGGGCUGGCAGGAAAGAGCACUGUUACUGCAACGUGCCUGCGAGGGCCAGGAGGGGACAGGCAGAGGCAUCAUCUGAUCUCUCUCUCGUUGCCCUUUUCUCUCCCUCUGCCACCAACCCCCCCUCUCCCAACCAAGUUCCUUGCAGGAGGCGAAGUGGCACCACAACGAGACCAACAGCAGCCAAACUUAGAAGCAUGACUUAAUCUCAGUGAGCUGUCCUUGCCUGCUCUGUGGUCCUGAGAGCAGCAUCAUGUCAUUCCCGCGAGGUUUUUAACCCCUUCACGGGUGUCCUGCACACCAUGCCUCCACUGCUCUCUUCCUGACAAUGUCCCUACAUCUCCCAUCGUUUUCCUCCCAUCUUCCCUCUCAAAUUCCUUCUCGAUUUUUGCCUGUUGGAUGUUCCCACCUAGCUUGGAAGUUUGUCCGAGAUGUGGGCAGCUCUAUGGAGGUAUUGAGAAACAAAUGAGGAUGGUCUUUGCAGUUGGCAGCAGCCACCUGAGAGAGAAAUGAGCUCUUCUAAGUGAGGAGGACUCGGAGCACAACGGGAGGGUCAGUCGUAGGGUCCCUCCUGUGCCACUGCCUGCUCCAGAGGAGGGAGGGGGACACUAGGAACAAGAGCUAUUUCUGCACACCUAAUACUCAGUCACUGUUAGCAGAAACGUUACGUGGGAUGGGAAUUUCCAGCACCACUGCAGAGUCCCCAUCUCAGAUUGUGCCGUGCUGGGCACUGCAGUUAGACAUGAAGAAAUGCCUGCCCAGAGCUCCUGUGGCAGCCCGUGCCCCUCCUGCUCCAGCCGCUUCUCCUACACACACAGGCACAGCCCCGGGGGAAGGAGGAGAAGCCACAACCUGGGAGCUGUUACAGGUCUUGGAGGGACCCAGCCCUCGCCUCCUGCAAGCCCAGAGCGCUUCUCGUACCACUGCCAAGGCGGCACGUUGCUCCCUCCCUCCAUCCCCAAGCCCUCAAGUCUUAAGACACUUUGUUUUCCUGUUCCAGAAUCUGUUUCUUUUGGUUUGUAAAGAUGGUGAGGUUUUAUUUUAAUUUUAAUUUUUCCCCUUUUUUUUUAAUGUAAGAUUAAUUUAUACUCAGUACUGU
Messenger RNA from Strigops habroptila (Kakapo), 3804 nucleotides. RefSeq names its product platelet derived growth factor subunit B (gene PDGFB). Gene Ontology annotation, cellular component: membrane. Gene Ontology annotation, biological process: positive regulation of phosphatidylinositol 3-kinase/protein kinase B signal transduction; positive regulation of MAP kinase activity; positive regulation of cell population proliferation. Gene Ontology annotation, molecular function: growth factor activity; platelet-derived growth factor receptor binding. The transcript is spliced from 7 exons. The coding region runs from base 898 to 1653 and encodes 251 amino acids. NCBI's taxonomy places the organism in Eukaryota, Metazoa, Chordata, Aves, Psittaciformes, Psittacidae. The record is from RefSeq and is a predicted model, not a curated record.